This is a messenger RNA of Saccostrea cuccullata (small rock oyster), 763 nucleotides long. Its product is annotated as FH2 domain-containing protein 1-like. NCBI's taxonomy places the organism in Eukaryota, Metazoa, Mollusca, Bivalvia, Ostreida, Ostreidae. The transcript has 4 exons. Bases 309 to 734 code for a protein of 141 amino acids. The record is from RefSeq and is a predicted model, not a curated record.
AAUUUUUUCAGCAAUUUGAAGGUAAUGCUGAAAACCUUGAAGACGCCAAAAAGUUCCUCUAUUACAUGACACAACUUCCAAACCAUGAAUUUCGAACUGAGGCUCUUUUUCUGAAGGCUGAUUUUAACGCACAACUCAACGUAAUAAGUACACAGUCUGAUUUUUUCUUAAAGACAUGAGAUCUUAUAUGUGAGGAUCAGUCACUGAAGAUUUUUCUCCGAUACGUUUUACACACAGGAAAUUUCUUGAACAAAGGAAGUGCAUUUGAAAAUGCACGAGGAAUUCGUAUAAGUUCUCUCAAGUCCCUUAUGAACACCAAGUCGAGUACAAAUAUCCCCAAAAUGACUUUCCUCCAUUACUUGGUGGAGACAUCGGAACAAAGGAACCAGGGUGCUCUGGAAUUUGUAAAAACCUUGCAGGAACCUUUAGAGAACGCUUCAAGGUUUCUGAUGAAUGGUGUAAUUGAUGAAUUUAAUCAGCUCAGAGGAAUGAUUAAGAGACUUAAACAAAACUGUGAACAAACCGAUGAUGAAGUGAAAACACAGUAUACCGAUUUCUUAGAGAAAGCUGAUGCUCAAAUGGAUGAGGCAGAUGACAUUAAAGAGAGAAUGCGUGAACAGUCUACUCGUCUAGCUCAAUACUUUUGCGAAAAUGAAAUGAACUUCAACCCGGACGAAUUUUUAGAUGCUUUUAAGCACUUUUGCGAGAACAUUAGAACCUGUCAACUGGUGUAAAACACAUAUGUUUACGGUUAUGAUUUAAU